AUGGAUAGCUAAAAAAAAUCAGCAAAUAAGUCUGCAAAUAAAUCUGUAAAUAAAUCAGCUAAUAAAUCUGCUACAAAAUCAGCUAAAAAAUCUACUUAAAAAUAAUAAGAAGCCAGAUAAUAGUCCCGCUCAAGAUCCAGAACCCCCUUAAAACAAGAAGCCUAAGAAUAAAAAAAUAGAUCAGUUUCAAAGAGCCCCGUUUAAUAAAAAAAAUCUGUUACACCAUAAAAGAAUGCUUCGGUAUAAAAGAUCGAAACUGCUGGACAUAAAUCUACUUCUAAAACUCCUGUUAAAUCAGUUGAAAAACAUUAAACUUAAGAAAAGAAAUCAUCUGCUUCAGCUAAAAAAUCAUCACCAAAAAAGUCAUCUCACAAAGAAUGA
This is a messenger RNA of Ichthyophthirius multifiliis, 381 nucleotides long. RefSeq lists its product as hypothetical. The transcript has a single exon. Lineage: Eukaryota; Ciliophora; Oligohymenophorea; Hymenostomatida. The record is from RefSeq and is a predicted model, not a curated record.